UCAUUUCAUUUCCUUCGAAGAACGAAUAGAGGCCCCGGGAAAAGUAGGUCGUCAGUAUUGAUUUUUACCUAAUAUUCGACAAACAAAGACGUAACCCUGCCUGUGUGAAAAUAAAUACAACCUCGCGCAGUCUCGUCGAAGAAGAACGUGCACAAUGCCAGACGCGGAGCUGGGCGCGCCUACGGUCGAGAAUGUUCGAGUGGUGGUGCGCGUGCGUCCUAUGGACCAGAAGGAAAAACUUGAUGGGGCGUAUAACUGCGUAUCAGUAGACUCCGUGAACAGCACGAUUGCAGUUACCAGGAAUAACGUGAGCCCGCCGGAGCCGCCGCGCAUCUACGCUUACGAUGCAGUCUUCGACAGUAACACCUCCCAGAUGGACAUCUAUGUUCAGACAGCGAACCCGAUCGUGGAGCAGGUCCUCAAAGGUUACAAUGGAACUAUAUUCGCGUAUGGUCAGACUGGAACCGGGAAGACGUACACAAUGGCCGGAAGUAACUCCGCGCCGGAACUGCGAGGCAUCAUACCGAACUCCUUCGCCCAUAUAUUCAGCCACAUCGCGAAGGCGAAGGACGACGAAAAGUUCCUGGUCUGCGUUACGUAUCUUGAGAUAUACAACGAAGAAGUACGGGACCUGCUUGGGAACAACCCCCACCAGAGCCUUGAGGUGAAGGAGAGACCAGAUAUAGGAGUAUUCGUCAAGGAUCUAACAGGGUACGUAGUCCACAACGCAGACGAGCUCGAGAAGAUAAUGGCGGUCGGAAACAAGAACAGGCACAUCGGGGCGACAGCCAUGAACAUAGAAAGCUCCAGGUCACACGCGAUCUUCUCCAUAACAGUGGAGAACAGCAAGCGAGGGUCUGAUGGGAAGAUGCACGUCAAGAUGGGGAAAUUGCACCUUGUCGACUUGGCGGGUUCAGAACGUCAAAGCAAAACGCAAGCAACGGGCACGAGGCUGAAGGAAGCGACCAAGAUUAACCAAUCUUUAUCCGUCCUUGGCAACGUCAUCUCAGCGCUGGUCGAUGGGAAAUCGACCCACAUACCCUACAGGAACUCGAAGCUGACCAGAUUGCUGCAGGAUUCCUUGGGGGGUAACUCGAAGACUGUCAUGAUAGCAACAGUUGGUCCAGCUGACUCGAACUACGUGGAGACGAUCAGCACGCUUCGUUACGCGAACCGCGCGAAGAAUAUCGAAAACAAGACGCAUAUCAACAGCGAGCCGGGAGACGCCUUGCUCACUAGAUUCCAACAAGAAAUCGACCAACUGAAAAAACAACUCGAAGAGAAUUCCAACGAGAUAGAAGAAGAAGAAGUAGAGAUAUCGGAAGAGGAAUUAUCAGAAGACACUCUCACGGAUCCCGAGCUGGAUGUACUUGAUCCAGAAGAGAAGAAAAUCAGAAGGAAAAUGCGUAGAGAAGAGAAGGAGAAAAUAAGUCGCGAAAAAGCUCAUCUCGCUCGUAAGGUCCUCGAAGAGAAAAAGGCAGAGUUGCAAAGGACAAAGAAGCAACAGGAAGAGCUGAAAGAAAAGCUGCAGCGCCUGGAGUCCAAAGUGCUGGUGGGGGGAGAGAACCUUCUGGACAAAGCGGACGCUCAGCGCCGUCUGCUGGAACAAGCGGCUGGAGAGCUGGAGCUCAGGAAACUCAACGAGCUGCGGCUCCAGGAAGACUUGCAGAAGAAAGAGGCUGAACGUCUAGACCUCGAAGAACGUUACUCCAGUCUACAAGAGGAAAAUGCAGCGAAGACAAGGAAGCUGAAGCGAGCGGUGCAGCUGCUGAAUUCGGCCAAGGCUGAGCUCGCAGACCAGCAACGUGAACAGCAGAGGGAGAUGGAAGGGAUCCUGGAUGGAGUUCGUGCUCUUAGGAGAGAGUUACAGCUGGCUGAUUUGGUUCUAGACGCGUACAUACCUAAGGAGUAUCAAGCUUUAAUCGAGCAAUACGUCCAUUGGAACGAGCAACUCGGCGAGUGGCAAGUGAAGUGCGUCGCGUACACCGGAAACAACAUGGCGCCCAGACUGCCGCCGCACAGACCGCACACACAUCGACACCUCUCUCAGCAGACGGAGGCGCCGGACCUGUCGGAGCGCUACCUGUCGUACAGCAGCGCGCGCUCCGCCAGCCGCCUCGCGCGCCCGCCCUCCGCGCGCCCCGCGCGCUAGACAUCCCCCCGCCCGCUAAUUCAUUUAUUAUUUCGACGACGAUGAUCUCUAUAACUUACGCUUAAAUUUUUAAUGUUUACUAAAAAUCUCAGUAUUAUUUGCUUGUUUUUUUAAUUUAUUUUUUUCACUGUAGAAACAUUUUGGCGUGAACGAUUUUUUUUGUAUAUAAUCUGUAUUUUAAAUUUGUGAAUCACGUAACUAAUUAACUCUCAGGUGUGUUUGUAACUGUUGGCAAUCUUUUGGAAUAAUUAACAUCUAAUUAUUAUAACAAGAUUAGUUGAAUUGAGAAAAUUAAUUUCUAUUAAACCGUAAUUGCUCUUGGUGAGAACUCUCCUCAAUGUGACGAAUGAAAAAAAAGUGUAUUAAUUCUUUUUUAAAACUAUGCUAGUCACAUUCCAGUGAUAAAUGCUAAGACUAUUAUAGAAAUAAUUAUGUUAUAUAUCUAUCACAAUGUAACCGACGUGACAAAAUGAUAUAUU
Messenger RNA from Vanessa tameamea, 2631 nucleotides. It is a transcript of the gene Klp64D, whose product is annotated as kinesin-like protein KIF3A. The record is from RefSeq and is a predicted model, not a curated record. Gene Ontology annotation, cellular component: microtubule. Gene Ontology annotation, biological process: mitotic cell cycle; microtubule-based movement. The transcript is spliced from 14 exons. Gene Ontology annotation, molecular function: microtubule motor activity; microtubule binding; ATP binding. NCBI's taxonomy places the organism in Eukaryota, Metazoa, Arthropoda, Insecta, Lepidoptera, Nymphalidae. The coding region runs from base 155 to 2152 and encodes 665 amino acids.